Melanotaenia boesemani (Boeseman's rainbowfish) is the source of this 2342-nucleotide messenger RNA. RefSeq names its product LTV1 ribosome biogenesis factor (gene ltv1). Lineage: Eukaryota; Metazoa; Chordata; Actinopteri; Atheriniformes; Melanotaeniidae. The transcript has 11 exons. Gene Ontology annotation, biological process: ribosomal small subunit biogenesis; ribosomal small subunit export from nucleus. The record is from RefSeq and is a predicted model, not a curated record. Gene Ontology annotation, cellular component: cytosol; preribosome, small subunit precursor; nucleus. The coding region runs from base 174 to 1598 and encodes 474 amino acids.
GCCCACCCCGUCCCAGCCGCUGAUCUAAUCUUGGAAGGAUCCAAAGAAACUGGCGUGGAUAAGUCCCAGCAGCUAUCUUCUGUUUGAAAAGGAAAUAUUCUUUAACAGUGACCGAUUUUUAAGGAUCAUAAAAUUCAUCUGUUAAAUAAAGUAGUCAGUUUAUCCAGUACAAAAUGCCUCAUCGAAAGAAAAAAUCCUUCAUUGACAAGAAGAAUGCCGUGACCUUUCACCUCGUCCACAGAAGUCAGAAGGACCCCCUUGCAGCAGACGAGACAGCUCCUCAGCAUGUACUUCUGCCAGCCGCCAAGCUUGAAGUGGAGAAGAGGCGCAAAGAGCAAAGAAAAUUUGGUGUUUUCUUUGAUGACGAUUAUGACUACCUGCAACACCUGAAGGAGGCGUCUAGUCCAUGUGAGCUGGUUGCAGCUGGGCAGUUGCACUCUGACAGAGGACCUUUUGACCUACAAGAUGAAGAUGAGGAGUAUGAGGAGGAAAAAGACACCAGCACGGACUUUCCUGCAGCUACAAUCCAUCUGCCCUCUUCAGUGUUUGCCUCGGAGUUUGAGGAGGAGGUGGGACUUCUGAACAAAGCUGCUCCUGUUUCAGGACCCCGACUGGACAUGGACCCUGACAUUGUAGCUGCUCUUGAUGAGGACUUUGACUACAACGACCCCAACAACAUCCUGGAGGAUGACUUCAUCAUUAAAGCAAACUCUUCACGUGGAUUCACUGCUCACAGCUGCACAGGGGAUGAUGAAGAUGAGCAGCUGGAGAGUACAGAUGACGAACGCAGCUUUGACUCGAACAGCAGUUUUUCAGGUGACGAGCACAUGGAGGGGGAUGAUCAUUGUAAAGAGUUUCUGUUCAUGGACGAGGAGACAAAGAGUCGCUUCACAGAAUACUCCUUGACUUCAUCUGUGAUGAGGAGGAACGAGCAGCUGUCUCUGCUGGACGACCGUUUUGAAAAGUUUUAUGAACAGUUUGACCAUGAUGAGGUUGGAGCUUUGGACAACGCUGAGCUAGAGGGCUUCAUCCAACCAGACAGCAGUCGUCUGGAGGAAGUCAUCAAAGACUACUUUACCGAGCAAAAGAAAAACUCUCUUAGACCCCAAGACUUGGGAUCCAUAGAACUUCCUGCUGUGAUAGGAGAGGAGGAAGAAGAGGAGGAUGAAGAAGAGAUGGAGAGGAUUGUAAUGGAGGCUCCAAAAGAGAAGUGGGACUGUGAAACCAUCAUCAGUACAUAUUCUAACAUAUUUAACAGGCCCAAAGUCAUUGAAGAACCACCAAAGCCAAAGCCAAUCCAUGUGUCCAAUAAGACGGGUAUCCCGCUGGAUGUACUUCCUUCCAGAGGCCUUACCCCCAAGCAGGCAGAGCGCAUGAUGAAGAUCAAUGACUCAGACCUGCCUCGGGCCUCCACUCAGCCCCGAAACAAAGAGGAGACUAAAGAGGACAGGAAGACCAGGAAACAGGCCAUCAAAGAGGAACGAAAGGAGAGGAGAGUUGAGAAGAAAGCCAACAAGAUUGCAUUUAAGGAGGAAAAAGUACGACAGGAGAAGCAGAUGAUGAACUUGAGAGCAAACAUCCACAGUCUGAAGCUAUAAUAGCGGACAGCCAGCACCCACCAGCUAGCAGACAGACUGCUCUUUCUUCACCUGCAUAAAGGCCGAUUUCCCUGAGCGUGCCUGAGAGGAUGCUGGGUCUUCACACCAGAGUCAUCCAGAGAUAAUAAUAUUUAUAAAUUAAGUCCAUUUUUUAAAUGGUGAAAAUAUCUCCAGCAGAGCGGUUAAAGACAUCAUGCCGUGCAGGAAUUAAAAUGUGUUUUUUUUUUGUUUGUUUUUUUUUACCACCCCAGUGUUUUCUAAGCUUUGUGUGUAUAUAUCAGGUGUUACUGAGGUUGGUUUGUUCUCAUAUUCCUUCAUUUAAUGCAUAAAAAAGUGCAACAUUUUUUUUUUAUCACUUAGAAAUAUGAGGUGGCUUUAGAAGAGCUUAUUAUGUGACCUUUGGAUGAGGCCUAGCUAGCCGUGUUUUUGGUAAGCUAAUUACCUUCAGGUCACCGUUUUUUUUAUUUUACCAACAGACAAAGUUAACAUCAGGAUUCUCACUUCGAAGGUAAUGCAUCAAGACAAUUUGGCUUUUGUUAAACGAAGAUAUGGUGAUUUAUUAACAGUAGCUGCAUUCAAAUGUGCCUCUGACCGCUAAAAAGAGUCCAGUCACAGUUCUUUUUGAACUAAAUAAAUCUGUUAUUCCUGAUCAGAGAGUUAUAUCAAGUAACAUUGUGAUUAGGAAUUUGUUUUCAGGAUUAACAUGUUGAUGGGAAUCGCAUCAAUAAAAAAAAAUUCUCAGAA